UCGAAGGCUCAAUACUUUCUGGGGCGUUCAGGAAGAGGUGGCCCGGGCUUCUGCGGGAGAGGCUGGCCAGGGGGACUCCAGGCAUAGGUGCAUGUCUUUGGGAUGUGCUCUGAGAGCUCUUCUGUCCCGCCAUUCCGGAGGGCGCUGCUCUCGGUGGUGCUGAAGGGACAGCUCCCCACAGCGCUGCCUUCGGGGUGCUGAAGGGACGGACAGCUCCCCUGUCUAAAGCGAAGGCGGAUCCUGCCGGGGCCGAGGAGGGGAGGGCUCCCCACUGAGCCCUGCGUGGCGGGUGGUAUAGCGGUGCUGCUCACGGGAGCUCCCUCGGCGCCUCUGCUGUUCACAUUGCCGGCUGCUGUGAAAAAGAAGGCAGCUGGCCUGAGCCUCCGCGACGCGCAGGGCGGCCGGUGCUGAAGGGACAGCGGCUUCCUUUCAUUCCCCCAACAUCCAGGAAUGUGAUCUACAAUGUUAGUUCUCAGGUUCCUCAAUGUGGUUGCUCCAGCCUACUUCCUGUGCAUCUCUGUGGUGACCUUCGUCCUCCAGCUCUUCCUCUUCAUCCCCAGCAUGUUUAAGGACCCUUCUGCCACCCCACUGUUCUCCUCUGCUCUGCUGCAUGGAGCCCUCUUCCUUUUCCUCUCUGCCAAUGCUCUUGGCAACUACAUCCUGGUGAUCCAGAACUCCCCAGAGGAUCUGAGCAAAGGCCCAAACUUGGGACCAGGAGGCGAAGGGGCGGCCAACUGGCCAGAUGCAAGCAGGACCCCUGGCUCAGCUUUGCCUGGCACUCACUUCUGUAGACUUUGUGUCAGAGUCACUCAAAGGCAUGACCAUCACUGUUUUUUCACAGGGAACUGCAUUGGUAGCAGGAACAUGCGGAACUUCAUCAUGUUCUGCCUGUACACUUCUUUGGCUUGCCUCGAUUCCCUUGUGGCUGGGGUGGCUUACAUUUCGGCAGUGCUCUCUACAUCCUUUAACAACCCUUUGGCUUUCCUUACUCUCCUGCCUCAUUCCAUCAGCCAGUUCUUCUCAGGAGCUCUUCUUAGCUCAGAAAUGUUUGUCAUCCUCAUGCUAUACCUCUGGCUGGGAAUUGGACUUGCCUGUGCUGGCUUCUGCUGUCACCAAAUGCUGUUGAUCUUGAGAGGACAAACUCGAUACCAAGUGCGGAAGGGGACAGCGGCACGAGCCCGGCCCUGGAGGAAGAACCUGCAGGAGGUCUUUGGGAAGAGGUGGCUGAUUGGACUUCUCAUCCCCAUGCUCAAUGUUGGAAGUGACUAUCACAGGCAGAAGGAGAAGUGAUACUUCCCAGCAUGCAUAAAUGCAUGGGUGCACACACGUGCACACGCACACACACACACACACUUGCUGUCCAUAAGGGAAUGUGGCACUUGGGGUACUUGUAUUCCCCCCCAUCUCUCUCCUUUGUGACUUAUAAGAGUGGAAGGCAAUUAGCAAACCAGCUGGGUCCAUGCUGUGUUUUAGAAGAGGUCAGCGACCGUUCAGAUGGCAAGAAUCUCCGGUUUGCUAGAAGUAUUAAUCAGAGCCCUGAAUCAUUCUCACACUUCCCCUCUCCCUUCUUCAUCAGUACCUGCCCACCUUGCCUUUUACGCUUAGCAGCUGGAGUGGCAUCUUCCACCAUCUAAAAAGGCAGCCUGGGUUGGUGUGAGUAGGUUGUAAGUACAGCAGACAGUUCCUGUGGGAUUUGCCAAUGGAGGCUUUUUGCAGCUUAAAGUGACCCCAAUAUAGCAAGAUGCCAGUGUCACCAGAACAGCCUCUUGUGGUUGGUUGGUCAAGCCCUUUUCAGGCACAAGGAAUGAAAACUGCUGGGAAGGCAGACGGAGCUUGCCUGCCAGGCUCUGGAAUGGAAAGCACGUAUCUGCCCACUUCCUAAUCACCUCCCUGCCUUCCAGUGUGCUGGGAUGGUAGUUAAUAGCUUGACCAUGUGGCCUGUCAGAAUAGCAGUUCUGCUGGCUGAUGGAGUGUGGGGUGUGUGUGCGUGCCUGCGUGACACAGAAUUAGGCUCGUUUGCAGGCCUCCUGCCCAGAUCUCUGCCUAAUAGCAGUGCUCCAAGCCCAUCUGGUUCCAAGGAUCAACAAGCAAGAUUACUGGAGUUGAGCACAGUGAUACCAAGCAAGCAGAGAAUGAGGGCAUGAAUUGAAAGGUCACACUUCAGAGAGUGCUAAUGGAAGAGGGCUUUGAGACAACUCAGGCAGGAAUGCCUACGAGAGUUUGUGUGGUUGGGGGGAGUGAACGAGCAGAGCUGUGAAAAGACCAAGCAGAGAGAGGGAUUUUCUUUGGAAGAUGGGCUGGAGACAGGCAAAAGUACCACCCACCCAGCCCAAAUGCAUCAAGUUACACAUGAGAAGCAUCACUGCUCAGAGUGGAUCGACUCAUCCCACUUCUGGUAGACAAGUUUCCUGGGAUUUUGUAGCAUUUUAAAAAACCUACUAGACUAGCAAAUUUGGAAACAACUGGGAGAUAAAAACAAGGGUGAAUUGGGCUGUUAAAAAGGACCGGGAGUGUUUGCAGCAUCAGCCAGGGGCAAUGAGCACAGUAAGUGGAAGCUUUCCUACUGCCUCCUCCCAUGACAUCACUGGCCAGCAGUGGUGUGGGAGGAGGCAGUGGAAGAGGCUCCACCCAUUGCCACUCCCCUUGGCUGGAUCCAUGCCCAGAAGUUCCUGAGGCUUGACUUGCCACCUGCUAACAGCAACCCUUCAGGGUAGGAGCCCACCAGGAAUUUUCCCAGUAAGUUAAAGGGCUGAUCCUUAUCUGGACCAAAGAAGUGUGUGUACAUCAAGGGCAACAACACCUGUAUCUUUCCACCUGGCCAGAGCUGCCAGGGUCAAUUUCAGCUUCUGAGGCUGCAGUCAUAAUAAAAAUAAAAAAUGAUGACACAUGAUGCACACGUCGUGAAACUUGGCAAAUUUCAACAAAAUAAACAAGUGUCUAACCUUGAGGCUUUCAUUGAUAAGGUUUCCACACCUCCCACUAUGUUGAAAGUCUCCUGCUGGCAGUCUCCUUUUCCUGCUGCCCUGAGGGAUGGUGGGAGGAAAAAAAUGUGAUAUAGCUGAUGUCACUUCCAGGGAAAACCUGAAAGUGACAUAGGGUAGCUCUAGGAAUCAUUGGAAACUCUGUGGUUUUACCAUAGAGUUACUGUCCCUGCUUCUUUCUUCCAGCUGCCUUAAAAGCUACUGUCUAUCCCCAGCCUAAGAGUAGAUUAGUAUGAAGUAUAAUUGUGCAUAGGACAGAGAGCAACCAAGUGAGGGAGUGUAGGGCCUCUAUGCAGAGCCUUGCAUGUAGGGCAUCAAAUUAGCAUUUUGCAAUAAGUAACUCGUAGGGAUAAAACAGAGGACUACGUAUGUUCCCCUGAACUCCAGGGGCAGACUGGUCAUUUAACUCACUGGGAAAUUUCCUGGUGGGCUGCUGCCUGAGGGCCACUGAUCACCAGUGACAAAUAAAGGCAUGCCCCAGUAAUUACGCCAUACCUUCCACUGCCAAAUGGCUCAGAUUUUGCAGCAGCAGUAAUAACCAGUUUCAGCUCAUCAGUCAUCCCCUCUCUGCAUUGCCUCCAGGUGGCAGUAGGAGGCAAUGGGGGAAUGGAUGCGCACCACGGGUGCCAGAUUGCAGCUGCGUGGCCCCUGCAAGGCUGGCCUGAAGAGCCAAGGGAUUCCUCAGCUUGCUCCUGGACCGUUCUCCUGUUCUGCCCCAGCAGAAUUCCUUGGUGGAAGGGUACAAUAAAAGUGUGAUGCAUAUGUAGCAGUGGAUGUAUUCCCGUUCUCUCUGCAGUAGGUGCCUUAUUUUUUUAAGCUAUCACUGUUUCAUGUGUCAUUCUAGAGAUGGCAUGGGAUUUUGCACGAACUCAUCCAUUUCUAAAAAGUGGUUCCCAACAUAGGGUUGACAAUCUCUAGGUAGAGCUUGGAGAUUUCCCAGAAUUAGGACCAAUCUCCAUACUACAGAGAUCAAUUCCUCUGGAGAAAAUGGCUGCUUUGGAAGGUGGACUUUAUGGAAUAUACCUUGCUGAGGUUUCUCACCUCCCCAAACUUAGUCCUCCCCAGGAUCCACCUGCAAGUCUCCAGGAAUUUUCUGUCUUGGAGUUGGCAACCCUAUGAGGGUGGAGACCGAGUCUGGGACUCAUAUGUACAAAACUCAAGCCGGAGUGAACACAUGUACAAGACACAUCAAAUUCACAUUUUGCCAUCCAGUGUGCAAACAGCAAAUUUAAGAUUCGAGAUUCAUAAACUGUCCAAGUUUCUUUUUGGCAUUCCCAAGUGGCUUAGUGUUAGGAGAAGAGUGGAUAGGACAGCCACAUUUGUAUUAGCCAACAUAGCACAAGCUUACCACGGUUCUCGAGUUGGCUAGAAGAACUGGGGCCAAUGAAUCCUUUCCUUGCACAAGAUGCUCACAGUCCAUAUUUGUUGGUGGGAUGUGAUUCAAAGUGUUGUCCAAGUUGCAUUUCUCAUGCUGGAGUUUAGCGUUUCAAUUUACAAGAGGCUUUCGCUGUUGCCCUCUCAUGCUGCUUCAUAGAUAUCCAGAUGUACACAUAGGAAACACAUCAAUAUAAUCUUUGCUGAAGAGAUGUUCUUACCACAACAUUCUCUUCAAGAAAUCAACAAUGGGAUAGAUAAACGGUAGCACACGUAGAAAGCAGGCCUUCUAUACGAGACGUGCUUGCAUGGAAACACCUUUAUUUAUUUCUCUACCUAUCUAAUAUGCUGCAUUUUCACUAAUAGAUAACAAUAAAGUGUAUUGAUUUUUUUACCAUUG
This is a messenger RNA of Eublepharis macularius, 4755 nucleotides long. It is a transcript of the gene ZDHHC22, whose product is annotated as zinc finger DHHC-type palmitoyltransferase 22. Gene Ontology annotation, cellular component: Golgi apparatus. The transcript is spliced from 3 exons. Gene Ontology annotation, molecular function: palmitoyltransferase activity. The record is from RefSeq and is a predicted model, not a curated record. Gene Ontology annotation, biological process: protein palmitoylation. NCBI's taxonomy places the organism in Eukaryota, Metazoa, Chordata, Lepidosauria, Squamata, Eublepharidae. Bases 463 to 1290 code for a protein of 275 amino acids.